CGUCGGUUCUCCAAGCGCGAAAUUUAAUAAAAUCGAUCAAUUUAAUACCGUUUUCCUUGGUUAUAUCACAAUCCAUUCGCGCAGUGUAGUUGCAAAAUGUGUGAUGAAUUCAUCACAGCGAAACACAUCGAGAAAUUAAAUCAUCACAUACCAGAAAUACGUGAACGUGCUCUUCUCAACAUUUUUUCGAAGCUUCAGCGUGGCAUUUACUAUGAUAAUGAUCUGGCUCGCAGUAAAGAAUUGUUUUGGCAAUUAUGCAACUGGUUUCGUGAGAACGAGCCACCUUUACGACAUGAUGAGAUUGUGACGAAGAUACUCAAGCGUAUUAUCAAGAGCGAAAGCGGUAUUUACUUGAUUGACAUGCACAGUACAUCAGAACUUCUAAAGGAAUUCAAUGAGUUGAAGAAUAUUGUCGAUGAGAAGUCUCAGUGUCAUUUGGAUGAGAUUGUGAAGUAUAUUGAGGAAGUAACAAGUGCAGAAUGCCCUCCGCAUGUGCCACCGUUGAAUCUCAACGAUUUGAAUAGUUACAGAAGUUGUGGUGAGGAGGAUAGUGCUGUGAUUGGUAAUGUGGACACAACAGCAACUACUAUUGCUGGAUUUGUGGAUAGUUUUGUUUCUCUGGAUGUUGCUGAUAUCAAUAACAUACAUAAAAAUGGUGCAAAAACAAACCGCAACAGCAAAACUGACACUCCAGUAGCAACAAAUUCCGAAAAUCCAUUCAGACAUUACACGUUUUUGUGGCAAUGGCUGAUUGGUGCCGAUAGACACGUCUUAGAAUCCGUCGAAAACACUCUAAGAAAUCCAAACGAACCAACAGAAUUGCUUAAUUCUUUUGAGUUUAUUUCGGAUGUUUUACUGCACGAUUUUCCAGCGGAAGUGUUUCUGCAACGCCCUGCUAUAAUAAAACUUUUGCAUGAUCUUUUGUGGUCGAGUCCUUCCUCUCGCAUCACAACCGCUAUUUUAAAAUGUCUGGGAAAGUUAGUUAAAGAAUUUAUUAACCGAAUUCGAUAUUAUGAGAAUCCUGGGUCGCAUAAUUUAAAAUUAAACAACUUUCACAUUGAUACCACGCCAGAAAACACAACACGUGAUGCAGAUAACGAUGAUUCAUCCUCAAUGGAAGUCGAAACCUUUACAGAAACCGCAAUAUUAAUGAAACAUCAAAUGAAUUUACCGCAAUUCUGCUUAAACACGAUAAAUUCAAUUUUUGAUUAUUUAUAUGUGAGUCCUGAGGCAGGAGAGUCUUUUAGGCGCAAAAAAUGCCAAAUUGGAAUUAAUACGGCGUUGGUAUUACUGCAUGAUGUUAUACAAUUAUUCAAAAUGGCGGUGAAAAGUUGCAUCUUCAAUGUGGAGUCUGUAAUGUUGGUUAAUGUCAAAAUCACGUUAAACAAAUUGGAUGAGUGCCUUAGAAAAUAUGGUGAUGUUUUAACACAUUUUCGGAUAAAGGUUUUAAGUGAAGAUUUCCUCGAUGAAACACGCCUGAUACAAUUACACUUAAUCAAAAGUUUUGAUUACUUACACACAAAUUUCAUCCCCAGUGGGAGAAGUGAUAUUUUACCAGCGAAUUUGAAACAUGCACUGAGUGAAACACUGCUUGAUGCUCCCCUCAGUCGACUUUUUCCCUUGUUACAUCAGAAUUUAUAUGAAUUAUCGCGGAAAUUUCAAAGUAAUGACACUUAUGAUGAAGUUAUGAGUGUUUGCUCGUCAAUGACAUCAUCGAUUAAAUUUCUUCGUGAUUGGAAGUCUUUACCAUUCACUAAGAAUGUCACACUUGUUGAAGAAUCGCUUUUAUCAUUAGAAUUUCAUCGUAAUUUAAAUUUGAUAUCAAUUUUCAUCGAUUUGAUAGCAAAUCGAUUGACCACACACACAUUCGAUGAAGAUCUUUUGCUACAAAUUGAAGAAAUUUUAUUGAAACUUUUGAGUCAUCAUCAAAUUGACAUUAGAUUAUCAACAUACAGGAAUUGUCAUGCUAAAGUUAUAAAAACAAUCGGUGCGAAAUUGAAUACGAGCAAGAGUAGUGCACCGGGUUCACAGAUUUUAUUUUUACUCCGCAGUAGAAUACUUAUUUUAUUUGCGACGGGGUUGAAAGCAUCAUGUGAUGAAGUGCGGCUUUUAUGUGAGGAUAUGUUUGUUCAUAUUUUAAAAGCUAAACUGUUGGUGAGUGAGGAAAUCUGGCAGGAAACUGUAACAGCUUUAAUGCCGACUAUGCCGAUUUUAUUAACUCAUACAAUUGAUAAGAAGUCUCUUAUUGGACGUCAUGUCUUGUCCCUGUUGGAUCCAGAUAGAUGCAGGAUGAUGAAUUUUUCAUCUGUUGAGGUUAUGCGUUUGAAUAUUGGAUUGUUAUUUGUUGCGAAUUGUGAGGUUAGAAUGGAAGCAGCCUCGAGGUUAUGUUGGUUAUUGACAGUUUCUGAGAAUACUCAAACACCAUCUAGUGGUAAAGACGUAAGAAUGUUGCCUCAUUUAAUCAAUCUGCAUGAUAAGAUACUCGCUGAUGUUUGUCUCAUGGAAAGGAAGUUUGAUUUUAAGGCCUAUCGUGGAGCCCAAACACAUUUCUAUCAACCAAGCAGCCUUCAUCAAGUGAUCGACCUGCUUUCUGCAAAUAACAUAGAACCAGUUAUUCGACGGUCCGCCAUUACACAGAUUAGCGUAAUGAUGGAAGAUCCACUCUUGCAUUCUAUUUUUAUAGAACGCGAUGGCUUGCAAUUAAUAAGGAAUUCCAUGCGUUCAGCUUUAACGGAUGAUGACUAUCAAGAUUAUCCUGAUUCGGCCAUUCCUUGUUUAAGUAUAUUAAAAAACUUAUGUGUGUACAGUGCCACGACUCGUCUUGAGAUUGCAAAUUGUGAAGAGCUAUUGCGUUUAAUUUUGAGAGGAAUUUUUAUGUUUUGUGCGGAGCCACGUGUCAAACAAGAUGGCGGCAUGUUACUAUUUCUAAUCGUUUUCAACGAAUAUGUUUGCGGAUCGCCGUUAAAAAACGAUUUAAGCAUAGCAGACGUUUUACAACAAUCAUUGGAAUGCCCUUUCGAGGCGAAAAGUUUCUCUACUUCAGGAAAUUAUGCGCUACGGUCAUUACAGAAACUUAAAGAGAACAAAUGGGCAUUGUCAUCGCUGCAAAUCCACUGGAAUAUCGAAUACUUUGGCGGAUUGGAUCAACUUUUACAACCACAGCUGGUUUAUACAUUCGAUAACAAAACUGAUACAUUUAGCGAUGAGCUUAAAUUGAACCAAACGGAUUUGAGGGCUGUAAAGAGUACAUCGAUUCAAUUUACAAUGGAUAAAUGCCUGGCGAUGGUUUGUCAGAGUCAUACACAUGAAAUUAUAUUAGAAAAUUUACAUUUAUUAACAAGGUGUUUAAAUCUUUAUGAUAUCAUAAAAGACAACACAACUAUUGAUAUUGAUGAUUUCGAUUGGGAAAAAUCAUUCGCAAGGUAUUUAAAUGCGCCACCUGCCGGACAACAAGACAAUAUUAUGUUGUCUUUGAUCUUCGACUUCUUUUCUCUUUUAUUUCCUCAUUUAAAACCUCAAAAUAAGAAUGCGCAGUGGCUAUUGUCUAUAAUAACAUCACGGACGCAUUAUUUCAAUGUUAUAUUGGCUGUGGAAUUAUCCCAGGAGCAGGAGCAUGACAUUGAAAAGUUACUCAACUCCCUUCUAUGUUUAAUCAACGUAUGUGUGAUCAGUGAACAACAAACAAUGAAUGGUCUACAGUUUGCUGCAACCAUGAAUACAUCUUCUGCUACAAAUUCAAAAUUGUCUAUCAGUCGAUAUUCACACAUUGUUCAGAUACUAGUGAAUAAUCUUCAGAGCAGUAACACAAAACACUUCUAUAACUUAGCGUAUUUGGAUCGUCUACUGAAGACUUUGACGCAUAUAACAGCGACAUUCGGCUGGAGUGAUUCAAAACCCGGGGAUGGAGUGAAGAAAGUUAUGACUAAAUUGUCAACAAGCGCGUUUGAAUUGUUAAACGCAUUUCAUUGUGGAAAAGGACCCACUGCAGCUGAUAGUUUGAUGGGAUUGAGUAUUACAAGACAUGUGGUAUUUGUUUUGAAUCAUUUGGUGGCAGAGAUGCAGCAUUUUUCUAUUAAAGAUUGGGAGGAUUGUUUUGUGGAUGAUGGCGGUGAGGUGGAAUCAGUUUAUAGAUGUGUUUUCGCGUUGAAAAACAGCCGGGAUGUUGUGCUGCGGGCAACUUCGGUGCAUCUUUUGUCUGGGUUGGCUAUGUCGAAGAGGUAUGCUGUUCAGAUGAUACAGGAAAUUGCUUUAAAGCAUGAUAAUCUACACUUGUGGAAAAUAAUACUCACAGUUUUGUGUGAUCAUGAAGAAGCGUCAAUUGUACGAGAAAAUGCCGCUAUUUUAUUGACGAAUUUGUCGAGUCAUCCCGAACAAGAUGGCGGCGAUGUUCUGCUUGCAUCAGGACUUCUUACUAAAACUCAGUCACAGCGUGAGUUUGUAAAUUUACAAAACACACAAAAGAAAUUAUUACUAGGACUUCUAGAUGCAUGUAACUUUUUCAAUGCGACAGAACUGAUCUUAAAGCGAUUGACAACUGUUAAAGUAUUUAAUUUUUCUGAGUUACGUGGUAAUCAAAAUUCUGAUUUGGAUGAUUUUAUGUUCGUUUACAACAAAGUUCUGGAAGUCACCAACAUUUCAGACAGUUUUAAACCUGAACACACAAGCAAAUCAGCGCAAAAGUUUGAAGAUGCUUUCGUUAUUACCACUCCAGCUGUCAUAAAAGCAUUGGCAACUUUUGUUUAUAACCUAGUAUUUCUUCUACCGCAUACUAUGAGUGGGAUGUUACAAUCGAUGGGAUUAAUCAGGGCAUUUUUCACAUGUGUGACUAUGCCAACCAUUGAAAUCGAAACCGCCCGAGAUUUAAUUGCCUACGCUGAUUUAAUUGAGAUGAACACUGCAAUUUGUGUUUUAUUAACAAAAACCGCCGAGGUGAAUGAAAAUUGUCUAUUAACAAUUGGCAACGCACGCGAUUGUUUGAGUUUAGUAACAGGUUUACUUGAUCCUGCCAUCUAUAUUGUAAGUCUGCCGGAAUUGCAUUAUUUGCGUAACAAACUCUGGUCUAGCAUCUUCAAUCUCCUAAAUGUUUUGUUACAAGGAGUUAGAUCUGAUAAUGGAAACGAAACUAAGAAUAAGUAUGACAUAAAUGCGUUGAUAAUGCAAUUGGAAUCUCGAAAAGAAUCAUUUUUAUUGUCAUUAUGUGAAUCAAUCAGUAGUAAUAUUUCAAAUGAUUUGCAGUUAUCAGCUUUAAAUUCUCUGUCGUCGCUAUUACAAUGCAACACAAGUGAAGAUAAACUAAUCAACGAAUCUCAGGAAGCAAAUAUUCCCGAAUCACAAUCAAUAUGUUCCUCAUUAUCGAGUAUCUUUGAUAAUACGAAAACACCCCGCACCAAUUCCGCCAAACAAGUAAGCCAACACUCAAAUAAAUUCAAAAACGAAGUGUUGAAAGAAAUCUACUUCGGAAAAGGUCCCAAAUCUUGCCGGUCAAGUUUAUCUGUAUCUUCACUAGCAUCAGCGGAUGAGAAUGGCGUGGAAAUGGAAAACCGCAUGGCUGGUGCAGAACUGUGUAAAAUCUUAUUGGAACUUUACGAAAGUUUAAAUUUACAAAAACCUUUAUCUUCAACAUCAUCAUUGACAAUGGUAAAACCUCAAACACAAACAUCCAAACGGAAAAGAGUUGUAUUAAAUACAUUAACAAGUUUAUUGUUGGUGUCUAAUCAAGCUAAACACUACGCAUUGCAACACGGUUUUGUAACAACAAUAAUCAACCAGUUACAAACAAUUUACGUGCAAUUAUCACUUGAAACUAUUGAUAGCAUGCGUAAAGUAUCAGAGAAAAAACGCCUAACACCGAUUUUACACGAUUUGGAAAAUUUGGUUUGUUUAAUGAUGAAUUUCCUCUAUCGUGAUGAAAAAGUAAAGAAAGAAGCCUGCCAUCUAGGUUUGACUGAUUUAAUACAUAAACUCUGGCACUGGUUUCUUGUUCAAAAAGGACUAAGCACAAACGCUUUGAAAUUAUUAUGUACGUUAACAUCGAAUUGUCCUGCAGCGGCUGCAUCACUUUCGUUGACAUCGUGCACGCCUGGUUCAGGUCCACGCAAAACACCAAGUAACACAUCGUUGCUGCAUGUCAUCUGCGCGUUGAUAACGAAAGAAAUGGAGAUGAUUAGUCGCACGCAUAACUUGGAAACGCUUCAGUUUUGUUUUGAUGUUUUGCACAAUGCUGUAACUGUUUCCGAGUGUCGUUUUAUUAUUAUAAAGAAUAACUUUUUGAAUGGUGUUAGCAAGUUGCAUCCAGCGUUGACUAAAAGGCAAAAACCUUGGGAGCAAGUUGAGCUGAUGUGGUUGGAAUUUUUGAAUGCGUUUUCAUCAUUUCCGGAGGGACAGGCUAUCAUUGGGAAGACACAGGACGUGUUUGAGAUUGUAUUAUGUCUAUGUGGAUGUCCAAGCGGGAGAAAUCGUUUGGAAGCACUGCAAGUUUUGAGAAACAUUGCGUUUUAUCAGGGAAAUAGAGCUAGAUUACUCGCAUCGGGUGAUUUCUUAAAUAUUUUAUGUUCACGAUUAUCAGCAUCCAAUCCAGCUGAAAGCACUACUAUAGUACCAGCCAUUUGGACUUUGGUGGAAAAUUCGCAAAAGGCAAAAAUGGUGUUCAAAGCAGCAGGUCUCGAUUUGAAAAUGAAGGAUUAUCUGCGCGUUUUGUACCUUAAUAAUUAUAGCCAUGUUAGUGACAGGGAUGUAGAACUUUUGCGGCAUGUUCUCAAUCUUUUAUCAGAUAAUUAACGUCAAUGUGCCUUUUA
Messenger RNA from Dalotia coriaria, 6794 nucleotides. It is a transcript of the gene ana3, whose product is annotated as anastral spindle 3. The transcript is spliced from 17 exons. Lineage: Eukaryota; Metazoa; Arthropoda; Insecta; Coleoptera; Staphylinidae. The record is from RefSeq and is a predicted model, not a curated record. Bases 97 to 6777 code for a protein of 2226 amino acids. Gene Ontology annotation, biological process: ciliary basal body organization; centriole-centriole cohesion; centriole replication. Gene Ontology annotation, cellular component: ciliary basal body; centriole; centrosome.